AUCCAGGGUUUGAUUCCUGGUGGGGAAUCAACAUUGGUACUGGGGGCAAUUACCAUCUCAAUGGUGAGCAAUUAACAUCACCCAGUGGGGGCCCUUGGGCAAGACCCUUAACGCUGCGGCCCCCCAGCAUGAAUGAUCCUGGUGACAGUCAGAGGGACCGUAGGUACGACCUGGCGGCUACGCCUCCACCGUAACCGCCGAGUAUGAGUGAAUGAUGGAAGAACUUUGAAAAGCAGAUAAAUCCAUUAGUAUUAUUAACAUGUGGAACAGAUGGUUCCUCAACCCGAUCAUUGAGCAGAAAUGGACCUCCAUCUCCUGGUGGCGGUUCAGGAGCAGGAGGUCAUGUGAUCGGAGUGAGGAUGGAGUUGGUCCACUUCUGUGAUCUCCUUAGGAACCGGAGGUCCUCCUCAGUCUGGAGGUCUGCAGUCGGUACCGCCUGUGGCCACCAGGAGGAGCUCCAGCCAGGCUCUGGGUUCUCCUCUGACGGGGAUGGAGGUUCUGUCAGGAGGCGAGAACUUCAGCAGAUCCAGGUUUUCCGGUGAGGUUCUGUGUUCCCCGCAGACCGUGGUCCCGGUGCUCCAUCAGGACUCCUGAUUUGCUCCCACGGUUGGAGGUUCUCCUGCUCCUUCUCGACACAGAACCUCCUUCUGAUCUCCGUUCUCUGGAGGAGAAAAGUCUGCAGGAACUUCAAAGAAGCUGAAGAACAAGAACUUUCAAUAAAAAGAAGUAACCUGCUUCCGGUUUGUCUUCGUUAACCGCGUGUGGGCGGAGCUACUACCAAGCUGUGAUUUAUUCUUAAUGAUGUUCGUUUACUUUAGUUUGUUUGAUGUUUUUGUUGACGCGGUCAUCGUGUGUGUGUGUGUGGGGGGGGGGGGGGAUCAGCGUGCCUCCUCCCCCUGGCCUGGGCGGAGGUGGGCGUGGCCCUGCCAGUCCACUUUACAAUUGUUCCUCCUUUCCGUUGUCCCAGCGCCCCCCUCCCCCCGUGCCUUGCGCCGUCACUCCGCAGUUCUUCGGGAGCUUUUGGCGCUCGUGCGCAGAUUUCUAUAAGUGACGGCGGUGCACGCGGACGGCGGCCAAAGGCGGUUUGGGUCUUUGGCUCACCUGGACCUGAACUGAGCGCGCGCUCUUCUUGGACGCGGGAUUUGGGCUAGGAAACGCGCAGCCUAGCACGCGCCGGGAGUGACAGAACUUCAGAACUGUGACAGGUGAAGUGACACCCGCGUGCGGAUCCCUGAGAAGGCUGCGGCAGGAGACACCCCCCCCCCCAAAAAAAAAUAAAUAAAUAAAUAAAAGAAGAAGAAAAAAAAGAAAGAAGGCAACGACAGCUGACCGGAGCGCGCGCGGACACGGGAAAGCUCCGGACAUGAAGAGGAGAGCUGCGGUCCGCUGAGGGUCAGAAGGUUCACCUGCUGGAAGUGGACCUUCUGGGACAGAGAUGACCUGUUGGAGGCCGUGUUCUGCUGGAUCGGUUCUACUGGUUCUGUUGGGCCUGCAGCAGGUAUCUGGGCAUUUGGGCCACCAUCGUAGACGACAUGCCCACGGACAUCACGAGCGGCCACGGCAGAACAUCACGCUAGCCAUAAUCCUACCAGAGACCAACACAGCUUACCCGUGGGCGUGGCCUCGGAUAGGCCCCGCCCUGGAGCGUGCCAUCAUAAAGAUCAACUCUGACCCAAAUUUGCUUCCCAACCACCACCUUACCUAUGUUUUUAAGAGCAGUGAGAACUCAAACGGUAUUUGCUCGGAGUCCGUGGCGCCGCUGGUGGCGGUGGACCUGGAAUUUGCCUACAAGCCGUGGGCCUUCAUCGGGCCGGGCUGUUCCUACACGGCCUCCCCCGUGGGCCUCUUCACCACCCACUGGGACGUGCCGUUGAUUACGGCGGGAGCUCCGGCCAUCGCGUUCUUAGACGGAAUCUAUCCAACCAUCACCAAUACUGGCCCCACCCACAAGAAGCUGGGCCGGUUCGCCCUGCGGAUCUGUGAGCACUUCGGUUGGCGGGAAUACGUGACCCUGAUGUUCAGCGACAACAAGGAGGACGACCGGCCGUGCUACUUCGCCAUGGAGGGCCUGUACGAGGAGCUGAAGAGCAUCAACAUCAGCCUGCAGGACAGCGUCUUCGAGGAGAACAAGCCGCCCAUCAACUACUCCCAGAUCCUCGCCGACAUCCAGAACAUCGGCCGCGUGAUGUUCGUCUGCUGCUCUCCGGACGUCUUCAGGAGGCUGAUGAUUGAGUUCUGGAAGGCCGACCUUCCUCACGAGCAGUACGUCUUCCUCUACAUCGACCUGUUCGCCGUCAGCCUCAGCAACAAGCAGCCCUGGGCCCGCGGCGACCAGGACGACACCAUCGCCAAAGACGCCUUUCAGAGCGUAAAGAUCCUGUCGUACCGUGAACCUCAGAACCAGGAGUACCAGCAGUUUGUCCGUGACCUGAAGGCGGACGCCAAGACCUCCUUCAACUACAGCGUGCAGGACUCUUUGAUGAACAUCAUAGCCGGGGGCUUCUACGACGGCCUCAUGCUCUACGCUCACGCCUUGAACGAGACCGCGCUGGUCCCUGGCGCCCGACCGCCGGGAAAACUCAUCUCCGGAAAGAUGUGGAAUCGAACCUUCCAUGGUGUGACCGGGCUGCUGCACCUGGACGUGAGCGGGGACAGAGAGACGGACUUUGCUCUGUGGGACCUGGUGGACACCAACAGCAGCAGCUUCCAGAUCGUUGUGGUGUACAACAGCUUUGAGGAGCAGGUGACGCCGGUUCCUGGGACAUCGGUGCGCUGGCUGGGCGGAGCUCGUCCUCUCGAUGUUCCCAAGUGCGGCUUCAAGAACGACAACCCCGCCUGCCUGACAAAGACGAUCACCAUCCACCAGAUGGUCUCCAUCACGCUCUUCUUCAUCUUCACCAUGACCCUGACCAUCGCCAUCUUCAUCUGCAGGAAGAUGAAGCUGGAGAAGGAGCUGGUGGCCCAGCUGUGGAGGAUUUCCUGGGACGACAUCCAGAUGAGCAACCUGGACAAGGUUCUGCGGAGCGGGAGCCGGAUCACUCUGUCGCUGAGAGGUUCCAACUACGGCUCGCUGAUGACGGCAAACGGAAACCUGCAGGUCUUUGCAAAGACCGGAUACUACAAGGGGAACAUCGUGGCCAUCAAAUACACCAACAAGAAGCGGAUCGAGCUGAACAGGAAGGUUCUGUUUGAGCUCAAACACAUGCGGGACGUUCAGAACGAACACCUGACCCGCUUCAUUGGAGCGUGUGUUGACCCGCCCAACAUCUGCAUCAUCACAGAGUACUGCCCCCGUGGGAGUCUGCAGGACAUCCUGGAGAAUGACAGCAUCACUCUGGAGUGGAUGUUCAAGUUCUCCCUCAUCAACGACAUUGUGAAGGGCAUGGUGUUUCUCCACAACAGCGUCAUCUUCUCUCAUGGGAAGCUCAAGUCCUCCAACUGUGUGGUGGACAACCGCUUCGUCCUGAAGAUCACAGACUACGGGCUGUCCACCUUUCGGCAGGAGAGCGAUGUGGGGAGCGACAGUCACUCCUACUACGCCCAGAAGCUCUGGAUGGCUCCGGAACUCCUCCGGAUGGAGAAUCCUCCUCCACAAGGAACCCAGAAGGGAGACGUCUACAGCUUCAGCAUCAUCCUCCAGGAGGUGGCGCUGCGGCGCGGCGCCUUUUACCUGGACGGAGACCCGCUGAGCCCCAAAGAGAUUGUGGACCGGGUCAUCCUGGGGGACUGGCCCUGUUUGAGACCCAGUAUCGACCCGCAGAGCCACAGCCCCGAGCUGGGUCAGCUGAUGCAGCGCUGCUGGGCGGAGGAGCCGACGGAGCGGCCGGACUUCAACCACAUCCGCCUGCUGCUGCGCAAACACAACAAGGAGUCGAGGACCAACAUCCUGGACAACCUUCUGUCCCGCAUGGAGCAGUACGCCAACAACCUGGAGGAGCUGGUGGAGGAGCGGACUCAAGCCUACCACGAGGAGAAACGCAAGGCCGAGGCCCUGCUGUACCAGAUCCUACCACACUCGGUGGCCGAGCAGCUGAAGCGAGGGGAAACGGUUCAGGCGGAAGCCUUUGACUCCGUCUCCAUCUACUUCAGCGACAUCGUGGGCUUCACGGCGUUGUCUGCAGAGAGCACGCCCAUGGAGGUGGUGACGCUGCUCAACGACCUCUACACCUGUUUUGACGCCGUCAUCGACAACUUUGAUGUCUACAAGGUGGAGACCAUCGGCGACGCCUACAUGGUCGUUUCGGGGCUGCCGGUGAGGAAUGGAAAGCUGCACGGCAGAGAGAUCGCCCGCAUGGCGCUGGCCCUACUCGACACUGUCCGGACCUUCAGGAUCCGCCAUCGACCGGAGCAACAGCUCAAGUUGAGGAUUGGAAUUCACAGCGGUCCCGUGUGUGCGGGGGUGGUGGGUCUGAAGAUGCCACGGUACUGUCUGUUCGGCGACACGGUCAACACGUCCUCCCGCAUGGAGUCCAGCGGAGAAGCACUGAAGAUCCACGUGUCUGCUGCCACCCGGGACGUCUUGAUAGAGUUCAACUCCUUUCAGCUGGAACUCAGAGGAGACAUCGACAUCAAGGGCAAAGGAAAGAUGACCACCUAUUGGCUGCUGGGAGAAAGUGACAGCCAAUGAGAUGACAGGAGGUGAAGAUGGAAGGAGAUCCAGGAGGAGGCAGGAAAAGUGACUGACCUCCUCAAACAGGCCAAAGUUCUGCAGAAUUGUGUUCCUGGACAGAAGCAGGUCAGGAGUGCAGGAGAAGAUCAGCAGGUUACUGACUCUCCUUCUGCAGCAGUUCUGAUCCACUUGGGGGGUUCUGACUCUGAGGGAGGUUCUGCUUACCUGAAGACUAGUGAGUCAGGUGAUGCAGCAUCUGCUGCUUCCACGAUCACCGUCCUUUCAUGGUGGAAAGCAGCAGAACUUCAGCUCACAGGUGAAGAAGCUGUUUUCCCUGUGGCGCUGUGGUCCUGCAGGUCCCUGAUCCGCCACCAGAGGGCAGCAGAGGGUCGUAAGAGGAGCUCCAGGCUUCAUCCUGCUGUGCAGCUCAUCUCUGUAAAUACUCAUGUUUCUCUGUCUUUAAAUUAGAAUUUGGGAUGAAAUGUCAUCACCGUCAUUUGUGUCAGAAAAAACCUCAACAAGAAAGUUUAGAGCAAAAGGAUCCAACUUGAAGAAAACACCUCAGGUUUUCCUUUGAAGAUAUUUCGUACAUGCUGAGUGAAAUGGAAAAAUGUAAAGUCAACUAUGUUUUAGCUGGUAAACUGCAGAAGAAGAUUAUUUAAAGAUCAAACCAAACUUCUAUGGUUUGAAAAAAGCAACAUAGUAAGCUCAAAGACCAUCUGAAAUGUGGUAUUAUUGUGGUAGUCCUCAGAGACCCAGCAUCUGCUCCAAACACACAGGAAAGAGGUGAAAUCUGUGGGGGAACAGAUGAGCUUAUCUUCUGAUAACAUUCGAAAGGUUUUCCAUCACAUAAAUACAGAUGUCUGCCCCCCAGAAACAAUCCUCAGAUCAUUUAAUCUGAAGGAGUGAAUAAAUAAAGACGUGUGAAUGUUC
Oryzias latipes (Japanese medaka) is the source of this 5542-nucleotide messenger RNA. It is a transcript of the gene olgc2, whose product is annotated as membrane guanylyl cyclase. Gene Ontology annotation, biological process: cGMP biosynthetic process; protein phosphorylation; receptor guanylyl cyclase signaling pathway. Gene Ontology annotation, molecular function: ATP binding; adenylate cyclase activity; protein kinase activity. Lineage: Eukaryota; Metazoa; Chordata; Actinopteri; Beloniformes; Adrianichthyidae. The record is from RefSeq and is a predicted model, not a curated record. Gene Ontology annotation, cellular component: plasma membrane.